Molecule: messenger RNA, 996 nt
Organism: Penicillium canariense
Lineage: Eukaryota; Fungi; Ascomycota; Eurotiomycetes; Eurotiales; Aspergillaceae
Product: SDR family oxidoreductase
Exons: 3
Coding region: 1-996 (331 amino acids)
Molecular function (GO): oxidoreductase activity, acting on the CH-OH group of donors, NAD or NADP as acceptor
Source: RefSeq, a predicted model, not a curated record
AUGUCUUUGAGCAAAAUUGUGUCCGGGGCAUCUCAGAUUUUUGACAAGCUGCCGCAGGGAGCGCAGCGACUUGUUGUGUCUCCAUAUUUAAGGAAGGGGCUCGCAAUUCUGGUAGCUUGGAAAGUUUUGAAGGCCGUCAACAGCUACAUUUCUCAAUGUUCUCAGAAUAACUGGGUGCGAAUCGGUCCGUGGGAUCCCACCAAGGAGCUAGCGGUUCUUACUGGCGGUAGUAGCGGCAUUGGAAAACAGAUUCUGGAAGACUUGGCGAAGGUGAAUGUCAAAGUCAUUAUACUGGACAUACAAGAGCCAACAUUUGAACUACCCCCGAAUACAUACUUCUACCAUGCCGACAUUACGUCUCUUUCUGUCGUGAAGGCAGUUGCAAAUGAAAUCAGAAAGGAACAUGGAAAUCCCACGAUUCUGAUCAACAACGCCGGCGUCGGAUUUGGGAAGACACUUCUCGAUUCAUCCGAAGCAAACAUCCGCCUCACGUUGGAUGUCAACACUACUUCCCACUUCUGGACCGUGAAGGAAUUCCUUCCUGCCAUGAUCCAGAAAGACCAUGGCCAUAUCAUUACGCUGGCAAGUGUGGCAAGUUUCAUUACUGUUGGGGAGUUAACGCCCUAUUGCUGUUCAAAGGCAGCUGCGCUUGCUUUCCACGAGGGUCUCACACAGGAAAUCAGGCAUUGGUACAAAUCGCAGAGAAUCCGAACAAGUAUCAUCCAUCCUUUCUGGGUGCGCACUCCUUUGAUUGAUAAUCUUUUGAAGGAAGGGAACGUCAAGACCCCGAUGAUGAGUCCGAAGGAUGUGUCAUCUGCGGUAGUCAAGCAGAUUGUGUCCCAGAAUGGCGGUCAAGUCAUUCUCCCAAGCUCUCAAAGCUCUGUGUCGCUUCUGCGGAGUUUACCAAGCUGGUUGCAGGAUCGGAUGAGAAACGAAACCUCCCUGCAAAUUGUGAGACUUCGUCAACUGGCGAAGGAACGUGGCGAAGAGAAAUAA